UAAAAAAUGAGAAUCUCUACAGGAAAUUUAGGAGAAAAAAUUGUUGUUGACACUUUAAGAGCUAUUUUGGUAUUAUAAAAAAUAGGACUCCCUAUAAAAAAAUAGAAAAGAGGCAAAAAAAAGAAAAAGAAAAAUGAAGGAAUCUUUCCAAAGAAUUUACCCUUAAAACAAAAAGAAUUCCUCUUCUAUUCUUCUUUCUCUCAUUCCAAGCAAUUCCACCACCCUCUUGGUUUAUAUUAUUUUGCUGUGCUUCCUCCGUUGAUGGCUUUCAGCUCCACCUCCUUAACCGUGCAUGACAACCACGCAGAGACGUAACGCUAUAUAUCGCCUCACCCUCCUCCUUUUAGAUGUCUCGCCACCCUUCUCCCUCUCUAUGCGAGCUGUUGUCAUGCGCGAAUGCCGGGCUGCCGACCCCACCUCGUCGUAGCCACCGGAGCCCUGCAUCGGAGAAGAUGGAGGUCGAGGACGAGCCGAGGAUCUCCGGCUGCGGCCUCUUCCGCCGCCGGAGGUCCAGGUCCACCAGCUCCAUCCCCCGAAUCGUCCCCGACGCCGCGUCGAGGUUGCAGGACUCCUCGGCCGCUCCGCGCCGGCGCACCGGAUCCGACGUCACCUCGAUCGUCCCCGUCGUUCCCCCGGUUCCCGUCGUGAAGCCCCGGUCCCCGGCCCCAACCGCGCGUGCUGUGGCCAACCCCCGGAUGCCACCGCCGCAGACGACGGCGAGGUCGAACAGUGGAUUAAUGGCGGAGCUCGACGGUAUGCUUUACGACCGCCAUAACGCCAGCGACGGCGGCCACCUCGUCCGGGCUUCGUCCGGCAACGUUAUGGUCUUCGGGAACCUGGGCAACCUCCGUGGCAACGCCAACUUCAAAAAUCCUCCGACCGUGGCCAAGAACACCAAAGGAAGCCUCGGCAAUCCAAUGAGACCGUCGCCGAUUCCGGCAUCGGCACCGGCACCGGCACCGGAGCUCUGCCGGGUUCUAUCGAGGAUGCUGGACCCGGAGGAGCUAAAGGAAAUGGGGAACGGGGAGUAUAAGAUGGGGCGGUUCGCGGAGGCGUUGGCAUUGUACGAUCGGGCGAUCGACAUGGAUCCCGGCAAGGCCUCCUACUACAGCAACAAGGCCGCCGCGCUCACUGCCAUGGGCCGCCUCCUCGAGGCCGUCGUGGAAUGCAAGGAAGCCAUUCGACUCGAUCCCGCUUACCACCGGGCUCAUCACCGCUUGGCUACGCUCCAUCUCAGAUUGGGAGAAGCGGAGAAGGCGAUCCAUCACUUCAAGCAGUCAAGAAACGAGGCCAGCUCGGGCGACAUGGCGAGAGCGCAGGCUCUGCAAUCCCAUCUUUCCCAGUCCAACGAAGCACGCAGGUUGAAGGACUACAUCACCCUGUUGAAGGAAUCACAGGCUGCUGCUUCCUCCGGAGCCGACUUCGCUCCACAGGUCUUUGCACGGCAAGCGGAAGCGCUUCUAAAGCUCAACCGACACGAGGAGGCCGACUCGAUCAUGAGCGCCGCGCCCAAGUUCGGCAUGGAUGAGCACACAAGGUUCUUCGGCGCCGUCGCGAAGGCGUACGUCCUCAUGGUCCAAGCGCAGGUCGACAUGGCUGCAGGAAGGUUCAACGACGCGGUGGCGGCGGCCAAGGUGGCUGCUCAGCUCGACCCCGGUAGCCGGGAGAUCGGGGCGGUGGUGCGGCGGACCCGGGCGGUGGCCGCGGCUCGAUCCAGAGGCAAUGAUCUCUUCCGGGCCGCGAAGUUCGCCGAGGCAUGCGUCGCGUAUGGCGACGGCCUGAGCCAGGACUCGCACAACGCUGUUCUCCUCUACAACCGAGCCACCUGUCGUUCCAAGCUUGGGAACUACGAGAAGGCGAUCGAGGACUGCAGCACCGCCCUUGCCGUCCGUCCUUCCUACAGCAAGGCUCGCCUCCGGCGGGCGGACUGCAACGCCAAGUUGGAGAGGUGGGAGGCAUCGGUGAAGGAUUAUGGAGUGCUGAUCCAAGAGAUUCCAGGGGAUGAGGAGGUGAGCAGGGCACUGUUGGAGGCUCAAGCCAAGCUGAAGAAGCAAGAAGAAGGCGAAGAAGAAGACAUGGAGGACACAGAUCGGUGCUGAUGGUUUCGACUCUGUCACGUUGUUAUCAGUCGGGAUGACUUGUAUGCUCCUUCCUCUUGGCAAUCAAAUAAAGUUUUGAUGAUGAAUGAUAAUUCUUCAUUGUUGGUGGAAAAAAGCUGGGGAUAUGUGCUUGUUUAUGUAAAUAUUAGCAGCAAAAUUAUGUACUCAUCAUCUGAAUUCAAAUAAAGCAGCCAUUUGAUUUGAUUUGCUGCAAGAAAGUCGAAGCUUGUUCUUGAAAAUGGAGAUGUCUUUGCAAGUGUGGCGUGGGGUUGUUUCUACGAGGGAGGGAGACACACAAGUAAACUGCUGUAUUCAGAGAUAUCAUGAACAGCUAAUAUUUUUAGUGCCAAAUCUGUUCUCUCCAAUUUCUGAUUUGGAUUUUACAGAAAUGUCUUUUAAUUCCUUCGCUUUGCGUGUAACAUCCAUGAUUAAUUUUGAACAUUAAUCUAUAUCUUGAUUUAUCUGUGUUAUCUUAU
Molecule: messenger RNA, 2575 nt
Organism: Musa acuminata AAA Group (dessert banana)
Lineage: Eukaryota; Viridiplantae; Streptophyta; Magnoliopsida; Zingiberales; Musaceae
Product: inactive TPR repeat-containing thioredoxin TTL3-like
Exons: 5
Coding region: 348-2099 (583 amino acids)
Cellular component (GO): cytoplasm
Molecular function (GO): protein binding
Source: RefSeq, a predicted model, not a curated record